Molecule: messenger RNA, 1754 nt
Organism: Lethenteron reissneri (Far Eastern brook lamprey)
Lineage: Eukaryota; Metazoa; Chordata; Hyperoartia; Petromyzontiformes; Petromyzontidae
Product: protocadherin-19-like
Biological process (GO): homophilic cell-cell adhesion
Cellular component (GO): plasma membrane
Molecular function (GO): calcium ion binding
Source: RefSeq, a predicted model, not a curated record
AUGGAUCCUCUCGGCGCCGCCCUCGUCUGCCUGUGCUGCGCCGUCACCGCCGCCGCCUCCGCCCGCCGCUCGCCGCCGGCGCCCCCGCGCUACUCGGUCCGCGAAGAGGAGCCGCCGGGCACGCUGGUGGGGAACCUGGCCCGCGACCUGGGCCUCACCGCCGAGCAAUUCCGCGCUCGCCGAUUCCGAGCGCUGCGGGGCACCAACGGCUCCGACUACCUCGCCGUGAGCGCCGACGGUGGCGAUGUGCGGGUGAGCCGGCGCCUCGACCGCGAGGCCGCGUGCCGCCGGGCGAGCGCCGCUGGCUCGGGCUGCUCCCUGCUGCUCGGCGCCGUCCUGGAGCGGCCCGCCGAGCUGGUGCGCGUCGUCGUCGACGUGCUGGACGUCAACGACCACGCGCCGUGCUUCCCGGCCGAGAGCGCCCUCCUCGAGGUCGCCGAGAGCGCCGCGGUCGGCACGCGCUUCGCGCUGGACGGCGCCCGCGACCCCGACGCCGGCGCCAACGCGCUGCGGGGCUACGCCAUGGAGCCCGACGACGGCGCCUUCGCCCUGGAGACGCGCGACGGCGGCGGCGGCGCUUUGUCGCCCGUGCUGGUGGUGCGCCGCGCCCUGGACCGCGAGCGCCGGGCCACGCACGAGUACGUGCUCACCGCGCUGGACGGGGGCCGCCCGCCGCUCAGCGGCACGGUCCUGCUCACCGUGCGCCUCCUCGACGCCAACGACAACGCGCCUGCCUUCGAGCGGCCCGUGUACCGGGCGCUGGUGCCCGAGGACGCGCCGGCGGGCACGCUGGUCGCGCGGCUCCACGCGUCGGACCCGGACGAGGGCGCCAACGGGGAGGUGGAGUACGCGGCGAUGCUGGGGGCGCGCGAGACGGCGCGCGACCUCUUCGCGGUGGACUCGCGCUCGGGCCUAGUCACCCUCGUGGGGGCCCUGGACCACGAGGAGGCCGACUCCCACGAGAUGCACGUGCGGGCGCGCGACCGGGGACCCGACUCCGUCCCCGCUUACGCCACGGUGCUGGUGCGCGUCCUGGACGUGAACGACAACGCGCCCGUCGUGCGGCUGUCGGCCCGACCGGGCGACUCCGCGGCCGCCGUCGUCGGCGUGUCCCGGGGGGCGUCGCCCGGCCACGUCGUGGCCUUCGUCCGCAUCCGGGACCGAGACUCGGGCGCCAACGGGCGCGUGACCUGCACGCUCGAGGGCGCGUCGGCCGCGGGGCCCGGCGUGGCGCCGCCGUUCGCGCUCCGCGCCGGACGGGGGGGCGAGGUGUACGCGCUGGCGACGGCGACGCGGCUGGACCGCGGGGCGACCGCCACCGCCGAGUACAACCUGACGGUGGUGGCGCGGGACGACGGAGCGCCGCCGCUCGUGUCGGUCAAGACGUUGACGGUGCGCGUCACGGACGCGCGCCCCGAGGGCCGGCUCCUGGACGACGGCGACAACGGGGACGACGGUGGGGACGGGGACAACGGCUUCGCGACGCCGUUCGUCGCGGUCAUGGCGCUGGCCGCGGCAUCGUGCGUCCUGAACGUGGCUGCGGUGGCGGUGGUGCUGCGCUGCAAGCGGGAGAACAAGGAGCUACGCACCUACCGCUGCGGCGCGGCCGCCCGGGCCAGGACGCCGGCGCGUGACGAGCCGGGGGCGGCCGCCCGCUCCGGCGGCGAGGCGGCAUCCGCCACCGCGCCCAACGCCUACGAGGACAAGUCCUUCCUGCCCUCGGAGGCGGCGGGCGCGGCAAACGCCGGCGCUUG